AUGAAAGCUGACGUUCUUCCUCCCCCAGCAGGAGCCCUCUGCAGCCACGACUAUGACACCUGGGGGACAGGACUUGGCAACAGCUCCGCCAACACUCACAGGAGGGACUACCAACAGGUCGUCGGCAAUAUCCCGGUCGACGUCCCCUUCCCCAUCCCCAUCCCCAACGACACCGUCCUCCUGGGGACAGACGACGAGGGCGACAAGAGCACCACCCGGUUCCUGACGAUCGGGAUAUCCUCGGUGUGGCGCAAGGACGACUACCUGAACCGCACCAUCGAUUCCAUCCUGAAGGAGACGAGCGAAGGAGAGAAGAACGACAUCUUCAUCUUCCUGCUCUUGGCCGACGCCGAUCCUAACCUCAGGUCCCAGCGGGCUCUAAACCUAGGCGUGAGAUACAGCAAGGAAAUAGAAUCGGGUCUCCUGAGAGUCCUGCAACCUCCAGCCGCUCUGUAUCCCAACAUUGACUUCACAGCCAUCAGGAGAACCUACAACGAUCCCGUGUCCCGGGUCCAGUGGAGAACCAAGCAGGUGCUGGACUUUGCUUUUCUCUUCUGGUACGUGUGGACUCGCCAGCCCUCCACCUACUACUUGGUUUUGGAGGAUGAUGUCUUAAGUGCCAAACAUUUUGUGACAGCCAUCAAGGAUUUUGUAACCCUGCAUAAAAGCCAUCACUGGAUUUCUCUCCAGUUAACAGGGUUCGUGGGUAUUGGCCAUCUGCUACGCAGCAGCGAUCUAGACCGUCUGGUGUCUUUUCUUCUUUCGUUUUACCGGGAGCACCCAGUGGAUAUCCUCCUUAACCACUGGAUUUCCCUCAUGGCUCCUGAGGAACCUCCUAAAGACAGACCAACCAGGAGAGUUCCAGGACUCUUCCAGCACAUUGGCGUCCAUUCCACGUUAGUCAAUAAAAUCCAGCCUCUAAAAGAUGAUACAUUCAGGGAAGAUGCUGCUGAUUUUCUGUUUGUAGAUACUAUUGACCGUGGAGUGAAGCGAGCAGCAAGGCAUCGUCGAUUACCAUAG
Messenger RNA from Macrobrachium nipponense, 1020 nucleotides. RefSeq names its product alpha-1,3-mannosyl-glycoprotein 4-beta-N-acetylglucosaminyltransferase B-like. Bases 1 to 1020 code for a protein of 339 amino acids. The transcript has 7 exons. The record is from RefSeq and is a predicted model, not a curated record. Gene Ontology annotation, molecular function: acetylglucosaminyltransferase activity. Gene Ontology annotation, biological process: protein N-linked glycosylation. Lineage: Eukaryota; Metazoa; Arthropoda; Malacostraca; Decapoda; Palaemonidae.